AAAAAAAUCAAAAGGUAAGGAAAUGUGUAAAAACCGUGUACCCUACCCUCCAAAAAACCGCAACGCAAAAUUCGCCGGCGAAAUUUAUUACCGGCGGGAAACCUGGUCGCCGGAAUUGGCACGCUUCAUCGGAGCCUAUGAAACCAAAGCCGUUCAUAUUCACGAAACGUUAUUCAAUUCCAUCGAUAUUUUCACGAUAUUUUCCCUUCUCCACUCACAAUCGCCAUUCCUUUGACGACUCCGUUGCAGGAUGCAGCGCCGUUUAUCGUCACGCGCUCCAAUUCCAGCGCCCCGCCACUAUUCGGUGGAGCCCGCGUUUGGAGAACUCCGCCAGCUUCAUCGGCUCUGUCACGCGCGAGCUGGCUCGUGUUAACUCAAAAACCGGUUACUUCGGAGUUCAUACUGUGCUCAGGGUUCGAAUAUCCAGCCAACCAAACAGCUCCUAUAUACGGGUGCUUCUGAUGAUGCGGAACAGUGUGGCAGAACUUGCUUUGGAACACUUGAAACCAAAUGAUUUUAUUUAUGCUUCAGGUUCUUUGUGGUCUUACACUAAACCUGAUGCCGGUGGAAUCCCUCGGUUGAAUUAUAAGCUAGAUGUGAAGGAGUUCAAGUUUGUUACUCAAAGGUCUGGUUAUCAAGGCCACAAGAAGUCGGAAUCAGCUAAAGCAAACGUUGGCAUGCAAAAUAAUCAAAAUCGGCUUCACCUCUGGCAAGUGUUUUUUUCCAAUCCAAAUGAGUGGUGGGAUCAAAGAAAGCGCAAGUUAAAUUCAAAACAGCCUGAUUUUAAGCACAAGGAUACUGGUGAAGUUCUGUGGUUAAGUACAUAUGAUCCUCCAUGGGUUAGAAGGCAACUCCAAUUGCUAGACUCAAAAAUGGCUGGAGGACCAGUAGGUCAUCAUCAUUCUCGUGUCUCAAACUGGGAUUACGAUGAUUAGUCUAUAUGGCUAAAAGACGAUGUGUGUCGGUAAUGGAACUUAUUCUCUAUAGCUUUGUGCAUACUCUUAGCAUUUGGAACGAAAUGUACAGCAGAGUGAUAGUGGCACCAUUUAUUAAGAGAAUGGAAAUCACUAUGAUAAUGAUAGUGACCAUAUUCUACGGGCAAACCAUCUCAGCUGUGAGAAAGCUUGGCCCUGUUGAUAAUUACUCAGAAGCCUGAAAGAAUGAAAGAGGUAAAGUUAAUGACUCGAAUUCUUGGUCUAACCUGAAAAGGUUGUGGUUUGACCAAUUUGGUGAAGAAAGAUUUUAAAAUAUUUCUUUAGUAUUUGGUUUUAGUUGAGUGGUCGGGUCGAUAGGCCCGAGACAAGAGCCCACUACUAAUCCUGGUCGGUCGUGCGAGGCUCCAUCCCUAUGAUUUGGACCUUUAUGUUUUGGGUUAGGAUUUUAUAAACACUAAUAUAAUACUGCUAUAGCAUUUUUUGUUUUUUCA
Molecule: messenger RNA, 1426 nt
Organism: Vigna radiata var. radiata (mung bean)
Lineage: Eukaryota; Viridiplantae; Streptophyta; Magnoliopsida; Fabales; Fabaceae
Product: protein OSB1, mitochondrial
Exons: 4
Coding region: 138-935 (265 amino acids)
Biological process (GO): mitochondrial DNA replication; positive regulation of helicase activity
Cellular component (GO): mitochondrial nucleoid
Molecular function (GO): single-stranded DNA binding
Source: RefSeq, a predicted model, not a curated record